CACGCUCGGGAGACGAGGACAACUCCUGGACUUGCACCUAAAGAGAAACGACAAUGGCAGAAGUUCCAAAUUUAAGUGAUCUCCCUAUGGACAACAGUGAUAACGAUGAAGAAUUUUAUGCCUGUGACAUUCCCAACAACAUGAAGGCCAAUAAAUAUUCACACUCCCAUGAAAGCCUUUCCAAAAUGCAUCUUCAGAUAAGAAAGCCGGAAAAAACAGGGCAUUUGCUCAAGAAACUGAAUGCGGUUGGUGUAGUUAUGGGAAAAUUAAAGGAAUGUCGAGGACUGAAGAAUCAGCUCUUUUUCUAUGAUGAUGAUCUGCUGCCUCCAGUCCUGGUGAACGAAAGCGUUACCUAUAAAGAAGAGGGGACAGUAGAAGCUGCUGAACGGAGAUUCGAAAAAGAUUCCGUUAAACCAUCAGAGCACACUAUAAAAGACCGAAACGAUAAGUCCUUCAAAAUGGAAGGCGAUGACUCUGUUGUGGCCUUAUAUCUAGCAGCGGGGAAUGAACACGUGGCAGUGAAAGUGAAGCUGGACACUUACUUUGAAAGAAAUCAUGAUAACUUGAAACGUCCCGUCACGGUGGGGAUUGUAGGCCGGAAUCUCUAUUUUUACUGCACUGAAGAAGGGAACUCAAAUCGGGUCCUCCGUCUCAUGGCAGUCGACAUAAAUGAAAAAGCGAAGACCAAUGAGGUGGUGCCCUUCAUCUUCUACUGCAGGCAAUCAGAUAGAAGGUCGCACUAUAGUUUUGAGUCCGCGGCCUUCCCUGACUAUUAUUUAAGCACCUCUCAAAAAGAGAGUGAGAAAGUGCAAAUAAAGCAGAAAGACGAUCAAACCGUCGUGAUGGAUUUCAUAUUAUCUCCAAAGUUCAUAUAAGAUGGCGCCACUUGUAUGUACGUACCAUGUAC
This is a messenger RNA of Bufo bufo (common toad), 907 nucleotides long. Its product is annotated as interleukin-1 beta-like. Lineage: Eukaryota; Metazoa; Chordata; Amphibia; Anura; Bufonidae. The transcript is spliced from 7 exons. Gene Ontology annotation, biological process: cytokine-mediated signaling pathway; cellular response to lipopolysaccharide; immune response. The record is from RefSeq and is a predicted model, not a curated record. Gene Ontology annotation, molecular function: interleukin-1 receptor binding; cytokine activity. The coding region runs from base 54 to 875 and encodes 273 amino acids.